UUUCAGUUACAAAUGGACUAAUGAGUUUGGAACAUCUCAGUGCUUAUUCACCUUUAUUGAUGCUUGAUUGUCUGGAUAGUAGCGAUGAUAAUACCGCAAAUUAUUUCAUUUUCCAUUGUUGUUAUUAUUGCUAGUGCUGAAAAUCUGGACAAUAAUUUCACAGCGAAAUCAACCAAAGUUGGUUACAGUUCGUUGUGGUUACCGCGUCCAUUCCGAAUCAUUUGCUGUUCCGAUGGAUAUCCAGUACCAGAAAAUCCGCAGAUCAUUCGAAAUUGGACCCAUGAGGAAUCGGAUAAUAUAAUUGACGAGCGUUACGGUGAACAUACUAUUUCCAGUAGUAGUAGCAGUAACUUUGGAUCUCGAACGCGAGAUGCAGCAAACGAGGUGAUCGACUCUAAAUGUCGCAUUUAUCAUGGCAGUUAUCUCCUAUCCGCUUCCGCACUGUUCACUUUUGACGAUUUCACUGGUAUCGGUGUGGUCUGUAAAUGUCCGGAAGUGUCAGCACAUGAAUAUUUGGACCGAAGUUGUAGACGUCUCAAGCCAUGCCUCAAUAAGGGCCAUCGUUCGUUCAGUUCCAAUUCGUACUGCAUUUGUCCAGAGCCAUUUUUUGGUGAGCAGUGUGAAAAAUAUUGUGAUCAAGGCCAGCGAAUGAGAGGCGCGGAUGGCCAUGAUUAUUGCUCGUGUACGCCAUUUUAUCAAGGUGAGGAAUGCCGAAAUAUAGUGUGUUUGAAUGGUGGCACUGAGUUACGACGUCAAUGCCUAUGUCCUCCGAAUUUCCUCGGUUAUCACUGCGAAAUUGAUGCUAAUCGUACGUCGGUUAUGUUGCGAUUUCUCGGCUACCGAGAACAGAAUGUCUAUCAAGAUAAUGAUCUUCUUACUCGAGAUGUAUCGAGUACCAUAUUCAGCCUGGUAAUGAUCGCUGUCCUUGUUCUUUCCAUGUAUUUGUUGAUGAAACAUAGAAUGCAGGUACAAAACCGAUUUACGACUGUUCGACGUGAAGCCUUAGUACGGUCAGGUAUUGAAAUUAGUUCACGUCGUGGCAAUAUGGUAGUACCGGGAAAUCCGGGAAUUCCGUCAUUCAGAGCCAUAACAUUUCCCAAUGAAGGACCACCUCCUUAUGUUAUAAAUCCUCACAGAGAAAGGUCCUGUCAAAGAGAAAAUCUGCCGCCACUACCAACCUAUGAAGAUGCUACUAAAUUACCUCCAUUUAUUAGGCCUCAGGUGGAAGAAGAAACAAGUGCAGAAGAGGAAGAGCAGGUAAUACAGAAUGAUACAUCACCAACCGAAUUACAAAUUAGUGAAAGGGUGACAGAAACGGACACUAAUGAUGAAUCGUCGAUAAUACGUCUUCUGUCCUAUCUGCCAGAACCACAGCAUUCUCUGGAAACAGCUAUCUCGAUAUCAGGCAGAGCAUCGGUACCCAUGCAUAUUUUCACUACUGAUAAUAGUUCUGUGUUCAGCAGAAAGUUAUUAGCAAGAAAGAGUAUAUAA
Loa loa (African eye worm) is the source of this 1491-nucleotide messenger RNA. RefSeq lists its product as hypothetical. The record is from RefSeq and is a predicted model, not a curated record. The transcript is spliced from 9 exons. Lineage: Eukaryota; Metazoa; Nematoda; Chromadorea; Rhabditida; Onchocercidae. Gene Ontology annotation, molecular function: Notch binding. The coding region runs from base 85 to 1491 and encodes 468 amino acids.